AUGGGUCAAGUGAAGAGUCAGUUCAGUGAGGACGAGCUUCAGGAUUAUGAAGAUUUAACAUACUUUACAAAGAAAGAAAUCUUGUAUGCCCACAAGAAAUUCAAGAAUCUCGCCCCUGAAAAGGUGGGCCACAACAAGAAUGCGAAACUGUCGAUGAGCAAAGUCCUUGAGUAUCCGGAACUGAAGGCCAAUCCCUUCGGGGAUAGGAUAUGCAAAGUGUUUAGCUCCAGCAACGAUGGAGAUAUAACGUUCGAAGACUUUCUCGACAUGAUGUCUGUGUUUUCCGAUGCUGCCCCAAAAUCUGUGAAAGCAGAACACGCCUUUCGAAUCUAUGAUUUCGACGGUGAUGACAUGAUAGGUAGGAAUGAUCUAAAGCAAGUCAUUAAACGACUGGUAGAUUACAAUUCUGAUCUCGGGGACAACGACAUCGAACAACUCAUCAAUAACAUCCUUGAAGAAGCCGAUUUAGACGAUGAUGGAGCAUUGUCGUUUGCGGAAUUCGAACAUAUUAUCGAUAAAUCCUCUGAUUUCAUCAACUCUUUCCGUAUACGACUAUAA
Molecule: messenger RNA, 558 nt
Organism: Anopheles marshallii
Lineage: Eukaryota; Metazoa; Arthropoda; Insecta; Diptera; Culicidae
Product: calcium and integrin-binding protein 1-like
Exons: 5
Coding region: 1-558 (185 amino acids)
Molecular function (GO): calcium ion binding
Source: RefSeq, a predicted model, not a curated record